AGACUAUCGACUUGAUACAAUACAUCGACGAAUUGUGUGAAAUGACCGACGGAAAAUCACUUGCCAUUAUAUCGGUCUCUGACAAGACAGGACUUAUUCCUCUUGCUCAUGGACUUGUAUCUGCUGGCUUAACACUUAUUGCGUCCGGUGGAACAGCGAAAGCGAUCAGAGAUCAAGGAAUUGAUGUUCAUGAUGUGGCAGAUGUAACAAAGUUUCCUGAGAUGCUUGGUGGAAGAGUUAAAACUCUGCAUCCUGCCGUUCAUGGAGGAAUCUUGGCAAGAGAUACGGAAAGUGAUCGAAAGGAUCUAGAGAAACACAACAUUUCAUUCGUCUCAGUGGUGGUUUGCAACUUGUAUCCAUUCAAAAAAACUGUUCAAUCCAAGGAUUGCUCUGUAGAAGAAGCUGUUGAGAACAUUGACAUUGGAGGAGUCACGCUUCUUCGAGCAGCUGCCAAGAAUCACGAACGUGUCAGUGUGAUCUGUGAUCCUGCUGACUACGAUCAUAUCAUUUCGGAGUUAAAAUCCGGAGGAACUACCCGCGAACGUCGCCAACUUCUAGCCUUAAAGGCUUUCGAACACACGACGUCGUACGACGAAUCAAUCAGCGGAUUCAUGCGCCGUCGGUUCGCUGGAAACGGCGAACGGGCGCUGCCUCUUAGAUACGGCACAAAUCCGCAUCAAAAGGAUGAUGCUGAAUUGUACAUAGUAGAGGACGAAAUGCCAAUCAAAGUGCUCAAUGGUUCACCGGGAUACAUCAACAUAUUGGAUGGUUUGAAUGGAUGGCAAUUGGUCAAGGAACUCAGUGAUGCUACAAAAAUGCCAGCAGCUGCUUCUUUUAAGCAUGUUUCACCGGCAGGAGCUGCUGUUGGUCUUCCUUUAAACGAAACUGAAGCUGCUUGCUGUAUGGUUUCUGAUCUUCCGAUCGAUACAAAAAAACCUUCAUUAGCUGCAGCAUAUGCUCGUGCAAGAGAACAGGAUUGGAUGAUUGCUGAUCGACUUCAAAGAAUUGCACCCUCUAUCGGUGCAGACAGAAUGUCAUCUUUUGGUGAUUUCAUUGCCCUCUCCGAAAAAUGUGAUGAACUUACGGCUAAAAUUAUUAACAGAGAAGUAUCUGAUGGAGUUGUUGCUCCGGACUUUGAUCCGGCUGCAUUGUCUCUUCUUGCAAAGAAGAAGAAUGGUAAUUACUGUGUUCUCAAGAUUAACCCAAAUUAUCUACCAUCUGAAACUGAAGAACGAACCGUAUUCGGGUUGAGACUUCGACAGAAACGGAACAAUGCAGUUAUUAACGCGGAAACUUUUAACAAUGUCGUCGGAAGUGCUAAUGAAUUGAACAAGCAAGCAAUUGAUGAUCUUAUUGUUGCCACAAUUGCUUUGAAAUAUGCACAAUCAAACAGUGUUUGCUUUGCUCAUCGAGGACAGGUCAUUGGAAUGGGAGCAGGUCAACAAUCUCGAAUCCAUUGUACGAGACUUGCUGGAGACAAAGCAAUGAAUUGGUGGCUACGACAACAUCCAACAGUACUCUCACUUCCAUGGAAGAAUGCAAUUAAACGAUCAGAGAAAUCAAAUGCUAUUGAUGUUUUAUGCAGUGGAGUUCUUGGUUCAGAGAUUGCCAUCGACCAAUGGCAGCAAUAUUUCAAUGAGCCAGUGGAGCCACUUGCUGAGGAUGAUCGCAAACAAUGGCUGAGCCAGCAAACAGGAGUUGUGAUGAGUUCAGAUGCAUUCCUUCCAUUCCGUGAUAAUGUUGAUUGUGCUAAACAGUUCGGAGUGUCUUAUGUUGCUCAUCCAGGAGGCUCAGUUCGUGAUGAUGACAUCAAAGAAGCUUGUGAUGAACAUGGAAUAACUCUUAUUCAUACUGGACUUCGUCUCUUCCACCAUUAGAUUUUUUAAGCAAACGGCAGCAAUAAAGUUUACACAUUUUUCCUAACUUUUAUCCAACUUCCCCUUAAUGUACAGUUUUGGCCCUUUUUUUCUAAGUUUUUCAUACAUUUAUGCGAAUAAAUAAUAAAAUUAUAAAGCACCA
Caenorhabditis elegans is the source of this 2019-nucleotide messenger RNA. RefSeq names its product Phosphoribosylaminoimidazolecarboxamide formyltransferase (gene atic-1). The record is from RefSeq and is marked reviewed. Gene Ontology annotation, biological process: purine nucleotide biosynthetic process; 'de novo' IMP biosynthetic process. Bases 717 to 1877 code for a protein of 386 amino acids. The transcript is spliced from 19 exons. NCBI's taxonomy places the organism in Eukaryota, Metazoa, Nematoda, Chromadorea, Rhabditida, Rhabditidae. Gene Ontology annotation, molecular function: phosphoribosylaminoimidazolecarboxamide formyltransferase activity; IMP cyclohydrolase activity. Gene Ontology annotation, cellular component: cytosol.